Glossina fuscipes is the source of this 6749-nucleotide messenger RNA. RefSeq names its product bifunctional heparan sulfate N-deacetylase/N-sulfotransferase (gene sfl). Bases 2352 to 6086 code for a protein of 1244 amino acids. NCBI's taxonomy places the organism in Eukaryota, Metazoa, Arthropoda, Insecta, Diptera, Glossinidae. Gene Ontology annotation, cellular component: Golgi apparatus. The transcript is spliced from 6 exons. The record is from RefSeq and is a predicted model, not a curated record. Gene Ontology annotation, molecular function: deacetylase activity; heparan sulfate N-sulfotransferase activity.
UAAAAGUAACCGUGUAUAUUUUGUUGUUGCAUAUAUAAAAAUCAACUGAAACGGAUACCAUGUGCGCGGAUGUGUGAAAUUUUCUCUUUGAACGAUAGGGACUUGUGUGGGAUAAUAUACGUAAAUAUAUAUAAUAUUGGGGAGAAAAGUAGAUACUUUUACGUACGACGGUUAGUUGCGGUUGGAUUGCUCUUUGAACAAUAAGGAUGUGGAAUUGUGCGAAUUUCUUGUCGAAAUAAUAUACGUAAAUGUAAAAAAAACUAUUAAUAAUAUUGUGCUUAAAGUAUUCAAUGUCGGCGAAGAGAGCGAUUUAUUUAUAUUUUUUUUAUAGUUAAAAAACGAUGAAAACGAAAGUGAACAAUAAAAUAAUUGCUAUAACAAACAAAUUUCAUCGAUUUUGCCAGAAUUCCACUUCAAAUAGUGAACAAAAAAUGUAAAUAAUAUCGAGAGCAAAAACCAACAAUCUUAAAUAAAUUGCCUUCUCUUUCUUCGUUAACAGUCAGACAAGUUUGUUUAUUAAAAAAAAAAAUUAUAAAAAAAAAACCCAAUAAGAUAAAGCAUAAAGAAAGACAAACGUCAGUUUAAAUGAAAUAGAAGAGAACAAAAGAUAUUAUGCAGUUAGAUUGAGAAAAUUGUUAUCUGUUUUGUUUUGAUGCGACAUUCUGUGAAGGUAGUUUCGCUGGCUGAUAGAUAAUUUAGAAAAAUAGCAUAAGUAAAAAAGUUCAAAAGGAAGUUAAUGUUCAAUCUUGUGAUGAACAAAAAAAAAAAGCUAAAAUGCUAUGAAUAUUUUCAAUUAGUUUCACAAAUCCAUGUAAAUUAACCAAAUUCCUAUUGGGUAUAAUUUCCACGUACAGCAUAUACAUGAGCACGUGAAACGUCAUUGAAAACAGAAUAGUGAAAAAGAAAACAUUUACAUGCACAUGUGUGUGUACGUGGCUUUUGUUGCUGUUACAGUCUUUUUGUCUUUACAUUGCGUUUGUAAAACUGCAAGCAACAUUCUGACACAACAGCAGCUGAGCAUUGGUGCGAAGUAGAAAUAGUGAAAACGAGAAAAGAAAUUGACAUUUGUCAUUCAAUUCCUUGCUCCCCCAUAAAAUUUUAAUCCUUUACGAGAAGUUGCGUAGAAACAAAAAUAAAAAUAAGCCAUCAUUUCAUGGUCACUGGAUCCCUUGUGACACGAAUAAGUUCCGUUUGCCGUCAAAGUGAAAUCCGAAUAACAUAUCAAAAGUGAUGUAAUUACGAUUUAGUACAGACGCGUCGAUUAUUCUUCCACAUGGUCAUAGCAAAACGGUCGAACGGAUUUCAUUACAAGCAAUUCCAAUGUUCAAUUAUGAAGUUAAUGAUCAUACAAAGACUGCUGCAGCAAUAUCAACAAUAAAAAAAAUACUAAUAGUCAUAGCAAGUGAAAUUUUCAUUUACACAACGCAAACGUCAUCAUUACAAAUACGUGCCAAUAAUAUUCAAAAUACUAAUGCCAGCGACAGCUCUCGUAGCAGUAGUAACGUUGAUAAUGAUACUGACGCUGAUGCUCAUGCCAAUGCUGACGAUGAUGAUAAUGUCAAUGUUGCCAUAUUAGAUGACAGCAAAGCUCAUUUUGAUGCAAGUGUUACAAUACAAAAAAAUGGCCUUUGCUCAAAAUAUCACACAAAGUGUUGAAUACAUAAAAAUUUGGAAACAUAUCAAGUGGCGAACGGACAAUAAUCGCAAAUUUCUUUCCUCUUCUCCUACUUCUUCUUCUAUCAAUGCAUGUAAACGAAAUUUGUAAAAAGCAUAAAAGAAAGAUAUAUGUGUAAUUUUAAAAUUCUUCUCAAAACAAAGAAAAAAUAAAAGUGAUUUGUGUUUUUAUUUUUAAACUAAACUCAUCAUCUACUUUUAAAGCUUCAAAAAUAAACAAAAAAAAAUAUAUAAAAAAUUACAAACGAACACUAACUCCAACGUACGGAUUUUAAAGUGUAUUUUAUUAUAUAUAUAUAUAUAUAUAAUAAAAAAUAAUAAAAAUAAUAAAAAUAAAAAUCUGUACUUAUUUAGCCGUUAUAAUAAAAAAAAAAUACUUCUUGUAUUGUGUGCCAUACCACUCCAAUUACUUUAGUUGUUAAGGAAAGAGCGUUAAACUUUAGAUGAACGAACGAACAUAUCUCCAGCUGCCACAACAUUCUCACAAGGAAAUCAACUAAAACUACUAUUACUCCCCCAUUCAUACAGCGAAACAAAAAACAAGAAAACAAAAAAAACAAAAAAAAAUCUCUACUGAAAUUGUAUACCAUCACCACCGACAAGAAGGUUCCAAGCCAACAAAAAAAAAAAAAAAAAAAAAAAUUGAAACGAAACCUUAACAUAGCUUCACACAUACGAUGACAAUAUCAAAGAAAUUCAAUCGUUUAAGUAAAAACGCUAAAAGUGAAAUUUCAGAUCAGAACAACAAAUCAAAAAAAAUAACAGCAACUAUGUCACUGAUAGCUGCUAAUAAUCGCGGUGACGACAAUACUAGAAGCACGGGCAAUGGAUUGCUAGAAGAAGGCAAGGUAUAUAAAAAAUAUGACAAAUUAUUAGAAGCAGCAAAGAUAACGAGGGCAGAAAUGUUGACCGCAAAUGCGACAAGGCAGCAAAUGUAUGAAUAUAACAAGGAUAAUAUGCAACAACAUUUGACAACGGACACAACGCAGUUAUCACCAUCAGUAUUUUCGUUUGCCACCACUAGUACAAAACCGACAACAAUAAUAACAGCAACAAUAACAGCAACAACAACAACAACAACAACAACAACAACAACAGCAAUAGCAGCGACAUCCGCGCCAGCAACAAAAAUAAUAAGUGACAGAAAAAACACGCAUUCGUGGCGUUUUGAUCGAGUAAUCGACGGAAUUAGUGAUGUUAUAAAGAGCGGUCGCGAUGACGAGAAUGAUGAUGGUUUACUUAGGCGCUUAGACGAUAGUAAAAAUCGCUGGCAAAUAUCUAACCCACCAUCGCCACCCUAUCAUUAUAUGACUUCGAAAGCCUUUGAUGACGUCAGUGACAGAUAUUUUCUUAGUAAUGCUUUUCCUGCGAAGGCCAAUGCUAAUAUACUGCCAUCUACAUCGGUAGCAACCAUCUUACCUACAUUUGUAUCCGUCUCAACGCGUUUGUUGCCAGCUAUACAAUCAGCAACGAACGUUAGUGUUCCAAUGCAACAACAAAAGCAAUCUUUAUUGUCGCAAUCGAAAUCAACGUCAUCGGAACUGCUGCUACCUCCUGAUGAUGACUCGUAUUCCGUAUCCGUUUCCCCUUCGCAUUUAAAUACAGUCAGCUCUUCAGCUUCAUCGUCAUCAUAUUAUCAACAUCCUUUGUCGUCAUCCUCUAACUCCUCCGCUUAUCUAACGACACCAUCAGCAUCAGCAUCAGCAACAGCAUCAACAUCACCGUCACCCUCAUCUUUAUUUUGUAAUUGUUGCAAUAACUUUAUAGCACGUUGCUGUUUUGGCUCGCCCUUUGUGAAGGCCGUCAACGUGCGUCGUUGCGUUUUGGCGUUAUUCGCUAUUACAGUGAUGACAAUAUUCUAUUACACACACUACGUCGACACAGGAGUAUUUGUGGGGCUCAUACAACGUGAUACACGACCUACACCAAUCGUAAAUUGUCGAAUGACUAGUGGUAAGCAUGCGCGAGGUAUAUCACCAGCACCCGAUCAUCGUACCGAGGCAGGUUUACGUAUCGAUCCAAAAGUUUUGGUAUUCGUGGAGACCACGUAUUCGCAACUGGGUAGAAAUAUCUCCGAACUGCUUGUUUACAAUCGUAUAAAAUAUAAAAUCGAAGUAGCUGGUAAGAGUCUACCAUCGUUAACGAAUUUGGAUAAGGGUCGUUACGGCGUCAUAGUGUUCGAGAAUCUUGACAAGUAUUUGCAUAUGGAUAAAUGGAAUCGUGAAUUACUUGAUAAAUAUUGUCGCGAGUAUUCGGUGGGUGUUAUUGGAUUUGUUAGUCCCAGCGAAGAGACGUUAGUAGCUGCCCAACUACGAGGAUUUCCUGUAUUUGUCCAUACAAAUUUGCGGUUACGUGACGCCAGCUUAAAUCCGGCUUCGCCGGUAUUGCGUUUAACUCGGGCCGGCGAAACAGCUUGGGGUGCCUUGCCCGGCGAUGAUUGGGCCGUAUUUCAACAUAAUCAUUCAACUUAUGAGCCCAUAGAAUGGGCUCAACGCAAUUCGCAGGACUACCCUUCAGACAGUGGUGGUCAAGUGCAUUUACCUUUAACGACCGUCCUUCAGGAUCAUGGUCAAUUAGACGGUAUUAAGCGUAUACUUUUUGGUAGCAAUUUGCAUUUUUGGCUGCAUCGACUACUCUUCCUUGAUGCCUUGUCAUAUCUCAGCCAUGGGCAACUAAGUUUGAGUUUGGAACGUAUGAUAUUAGUUGAUAUUGAUGAUAUUUUUGUAGGGGAGAAAGGAACCCGUCUACGACCUGAUGAUGUAAGAGCAUUGAUAGCUACUCAAAAAAUUAUUGCUUCGAUGGUACCGGGUUUCCGAUUCAAUUUGGGCUUUUCGGGCAAAUAUCAUCACCAUGGAACGCAUGAGGAAAAUCUUGGCGAUGAUUUUCUGUUGCAAAAUGUACACGAGUUCACUUGGUUUUCACAUAUGUGGAAACAUCAACAGCCGCACUUGUACGAUAAUAUUACAUUAUUGAUAUCGGAAAUGCAAUUAAACCACGCUUUUGCGGAAGAUCACAACAUUCCUACGACCUCGGGAUAUUCAAUAUCGCCUCACCAUUCGGGUGUGUACCCGGCCCAUGAGAUAUUGUACGAGGCUUGGCAAAAAGUUUGGAAUAUAAAAGUAACUUCCACCGAAGAAUAUCCACACUUAAGGCCGGCGCGACUUAGAAGGGGAUUUAUACACCGCAAUAUUAUGGUUUUGCCACGACAAACCUGUGGCUUGUUCACUCACACAAUGUACAUUGAUCGUUAUCCCGGUGGCCGUGAUAAAUUAGACGAAUCGAUACAAGGCGGCGAAUUAUUCCAGACAAUCGUCUAUAAUCCAAUUAACAUUUUUAUGACGCACAUGUCCAAUUACGGAUCGGAUCGUUUGGCUCUUUACACCUUUCAGUCGGUCAUCAAGUUCCUGCAGUGUUGGACUAACUUAAAAUUAGCCUCAGCUCCGCCCAUACAAUUGGCCGAAAUGUACUUUCGCCUGCAUCCCGAAGAAGUUGACCCAGUCUGGGGUAAUCCCUGCGACGAUCCCAGGCAUCGUAAAAUCUGGUCAAAAAGCAAAAAUUGUGAUUCCUUACCAAAAUUUUUGGUUAUCGGACCGCAGAAAACAGGCACCACUGCUCUUUAUACAUUCCUUUCGAUGCACUCCAGUAUUGCUAGUAAUGUACCCAGUCCUGACAGCUUUGAAGAAAUACAAUUUUUCAAUGGUAAAAACUAUUAUCGUGGUUUGGAUUGGUACAUGGAUUUUUUCCCAAUGGACACAAAUGCCAGCACAAUACGUUACAUGUUCGAGAAGAGCGCCACAUAUUUUGACGGCGAAACGGUACCAAAACGGGCACACGCCUUGUUACCACAUGCAAAAAUUGUAACCAUUCUCAUUUCGCCUGCUAAGCGGGCCUAUUCCUGGUACCAACAUCAACGCGCACACAGCGAUGCGAUUGCGAAUAAUUAUAGCUUCUAUCAGGUUAUAACAGCAGCCGAUACAGCACCUAAGGCACUCAGAGAUUUACGUAAUCGCUGCCUUAAUCCUGGUAAAUAUGCACAAUAUCUGGAACGUUGGCUCUCUUAUUAUACCGCCCAACAAUUGCACAUCAUUGAUGGCGAGCAGUUGCGCCUGAAUCCCGUCGAUGUAAUGAACGACUUACAACGUUUUUUGAAAAUUCAACCGGCCUUCGAUUAUUCAAAUCGUUUACGAUAUGAUAUUAAAAAAGGAUUCUAUUGUCAAAUUGUCAACGAGAAACGUAACAAAUGCUUAGGAAAAUCAAAGGGACGCCAAUAUCCGCCCAUGGAUGAACGCAGUGCUAAACUAUUACAAAGAUAUUAUUUAAGCCAUAAUACAGCACUUGUCAAGCUUAUGAAGAAAUUGGGAGCACGGCCCAUACCUCAGUGGCUUAAGGAUGACUUAUCAACUGGAACGUGAUAGCGGCUUAGGCCCAAGUUGCGUAAGUUUCGUGCAAAACUAAGAAAACAAUUACGACACUUUAUAGCUCUUCAACCUCAAUUGCCACAACACAGUUAUUACCCUCAAUAUCAGCAAAAGCAGACGCAGCACCAGCAGCAACAGCAGCAGCAAUAGUGUUAGUAGUCAACAUACUCCUUUCUCCGUUAUCGUUUAUCCUAUGGCGUUAAAAAUCAAUAAAAUAGCUACAGCAUCAGUUGUUGCAUGCUACUUAUAGCAUACAAAUGAAACGUUGCGAACGAUAAAAAAAACCCCCUAAAAUCAUGCUAUGUGAAAUGAAGAAAUGGAAACACUAUCGCUAGCAGUAUAUUAAUCUUACUUUCCUCUUAUGAUAACAUCACAAUGAGUUACUUUUUUUAAACAUUUUAAAUAUGUGUGCGUACUAUUGAUACGCUAUAUAAGUUACUUAACAAUCGAAGAUCAGUAAAUCAAUCAAACGUUGAAAUAUGAAAACGUAAAAGCUUGUAAAACAUUUUAUUGUCAAUAGUUAGUUGAUAAGUGUGUGACAACAUUUUAAUUUUGUUUUUGUUUUUGUUUUCUUUUUUUUUUUUUUUUUUCAUCACAAUUCAUUCCACUUGCAGUAGAUGAUAUUCAUGUAGUAUAGCACGCUUAUAGGUGUACUCA